UCUGAGGCGGGAAUUCCUGAGCACUGAAUGAGUUGCAGUGUCUUCAGCUGCAGUGGAAGCCGCCCAGAAGAGAGAGAGAGAAAAAAAAAAAAAAUGAGAACCAGCUGCAGGGGCCCUUUAAAUGCCCAGGCCCCACCCCCGAGUCGGCCCUGCCCUGCCCUGCCGGGAAGGGUUCCCUAGGGCCCGGUGAAGGAGUUCCCGAUCUGAGGAGUCUGUUGCAGCCAGCCACACUUCUGGAUGAAUCACCAUGGCAACUGAGGAGUCCAUCAUCCGUAUCCCACCAUACAACUACAUCCAUGUGCUGGACCAGAACAGCAACGUGUCCCGUGUGGAGGUUGGGCCAAAGACUUACAUCCGGCAGGACAAUGAGAGGAUCCUGUUUGCCCCCUUGCGCAUGGUGACUAUCCCUCCACGGCAUUACUGCACGGUGGCCAACCCGGUGUCCCGGGAUGGCCAGGGCUCAGUGCUAUUCGACAUCACAGGGCAAGUACGGCUCCGCCAUGCUGACCUAGAGAUCCGGCUGGCCCAGGACCCCUUCCCCCUGUACCCAGGGGAGGUGCUGGAAAAGGACAUCACCCCACUGCAGGUGGUUCUGCCCAACACUGCCCUCCAUCUUAAGGCGCUGCUGGAUUUUGAGGAUAAGAAUGGAGACAAGGUGGUGGCAGGAGAUGAGUGGCUAUUUGAAGGACCUGGCACGUAUAUCCCCCAGAAGGAGGUGGAGGUCGUGGAGAUCAUUCAGGCCACUAUCAUCAGGCAGAACCAGGCCCUGCGGCUGAGGGCCCGCAAGGAGUGCUGGGACCGGGAGGGCAAGGAGAGAGUGACAGGAGAAGAAUGGCUGGUCCGCUCCGUGGGUGCGUACCUCCCAGCAGUGUUUGAGGAGGUUCUGGACUUGGUGGAUGCUGUGAUCCUUACGGAAAAGACAGCCCUGCACCUCCGGGCUCGGCAGAACUUCCGAGACUUGAGAGGAGUGUCCCGCCGCACUGGGGAGGAAUGGCUGGUGACUGUGCAGGACACGGAGGCCCAUGUGCCAGAUGUCUACGAGGAGGUGCUGGGGGUCGUGUCCAUCACCACCCUGGGCCCCCACAACUACUGUGUGAUUCUCGAUCCGGUUGGACCGGAUGGCAAGAAUCAGCUGGGCCAGAAGCGUGUGGUCAAGGGAGAGAAGUCUUUUUUCCUCCAGCCAGGAGAGAAGCUGGAACGAGGCAUCCAGAAUGUAUACGUGCUGUCGGAGCAGCAGGGGCUGCUGCUCAGGGCCCUGCAGCCCCUGGAGGAGGGGGAAGAUGAGGAUAAGGUCUCCCACCAGGCCGGGGACCGCUGGCUCAUCCGCGGACCCCUGGAGUAUGUGCCAUCUGCCAAGGUGGAGGUGGUGGAAGAGCGUCAGGCCAUCCCUCUGGAUGAGAACGAGGGCAUCUACGUGCAGGAUGUCAAGACCGGAAGGGUGCGUGCUGUGAUUGGAAGCACCUACAUGCUGACCCAAGAUGAAGUCUUGUGGGAGAAGGAGCUGCCUCCGGGGGUGGAAGAGCUGCUGAACAAGGGGCAGGACCCUCUGGCUGACAGGGGUCAGAAGGAGAUGGCCAAGACCCUUCAGCCCUCCGCUCCCCGGAAUAAGACCCGUGUGGUCAGCUACCGAGUCCCUCACAACGCUGCCGUGCAGGUGUAUGACUACCGGGCAAAGAAGGCUCGUGUGGUCUUCGGGCCAGAGCUGGUGUCGCUGGGUCCCGAGGAGCAGUUCACGGUGUUGUCCCUCUCCGCCGGGCGACCCAAGCGUCCCCAUGCCCGCCGCGCACUCUGCCUGCUGUUGGGACCUGACUUCUUCACCGAUGUCAUCACCAUUGAAACCGCGGACCACGCCAGGCUCCAGCUGCAGCUUGCCUACAACUGGCAUUUUGAGCUGAGUGACCGGAAUGACCCCCAAGAGGCGGCCAAGCUCUUCUCAGUGCCCGACUUCGUGGGUGAUGCCUGCAAGGCCAUUGCAUCCCAGGUGCGGGGGGCUGUAGCCUCUGUCACUUUUGAUGACUUCCAUAAGAAUUCAGCCCGCAUCAUUCGCACUGCUGUCUUUGGCUUUGAGACCCUUGAAAUCAAGGGGUCCGACAGCACGGCCCUGCCCAAGCCCCGGGACCGGGCCGUCUUCCCCCAAAAUGGACUGGUGGUCAGCAGUGUGGAUGUGCAAUCAGUGGAGCCCGUGGACCAGAGGACCCGGGAUGCCCUGCAGCGCAGCGUCCAGCUGGCCAUUGAGAUCACCACCAACUCUCAGGAGGCCGCUGCCAAGCAUGAGGCUCAGAGACUAGAACAAGAAGCCCGUGGCCGGCUUGAGAGGCAGAAGAUCUUAGACCAAUCAGAGGCUGAAAAAGCUCGCAGGGAACUCUUGGAGCUGGAGGCUCUGAGCACCGCGGUGGAGAGCACCGGGACCGCCAAGGCGGAGGCCGAGUCCCGCGCAGAGGCAGCGCGCAUCGAGGGAGAAGGCUCCGUGCUGCAGGCCAAGCUGAAGGCAGAGGCCUUGGCCAUUGAGACGGAGGCUGAACUGCAGCGAGUAAAGAAAGUGCGAGAGCUAGAGCUGGUCUAUGCCCGGGCCCAGCUGGAGCUGGAGGUGAGCAAGGCCCAGCAGCUGGCCGAGGUGGAGGUGAAGAAGUUCAGGCAGAUGACAGAGGCGCUGGGCCCCAGCACCAUCAGGGACCUCGCUGUGGCAGGGCCAGAGAUGCAGGUAAAACUGCUCCAGAGCCUGGGCCUGAAAUCAACACUCAUCACCGAUGGCUCCACUCCCAUCAACCUCUUUAACACAGCUUUGGGUCUGCUGGGGCUCGGGUCUGAGGCCCAGUCCCCAGCCAGGAAGGUGGCCGGGGGUCCCAGCCCCCAAGGGGGCCUACUUACCCAGUCCACUGCUAUCCCUCAAGCUCUUGGAGGCAACCAGGUUGUGCCUUAGCUCCGUACCUCACUGACAAAUAAAACUGACACUUCUGGGCAUUU
This is a messenger RNA of Vicugna pacos (alpaca), 2964 nucleotides long. It is a transcript of the gene MVP, whose product is annotated as major vault protein. NCBI's taxonomy places the organism in Eukaryota, Metazoa, Chordata, Mammalia, Artiodactyla, Camelidae. Gene Ontology annotation, cellular component: cytoplasm; nucleus. The record is from RefSeq and is a predicted model, not a curated record.